GUGACAACGUCAAUACAAAUAAACUUGGCGUUUAAUGGAUUCGUUAAAGGCGUAAUUUAGUGUAGGGUUUUUGCGAAGAAAAAAGUGUUGAUUCGAGGAUGAAAUUUAAGAUUACUUUAGCCGAUAGGCCGUCGCAUAAAGCUCCAGUGACCUGCGUUGGAUGGAGCAGCACCGAAGAGGUUUAUUCCUCCGGAGAUGAUUGCACGAUAUUAUCCUGGUCAGUGUCCACCAACCAAUCCGCCAAGGUAACAAAAUUUCCGGGAGAGGUUUAUCCUACGGAUCUCCAUUUUCUGCCCAGAAUCGGCGGGUCGUUGAGCAAGCACGGAGAUUUGAUUCUGAUAACCGCGGUGGAUGGAAAAUUUCACAUUUUGAACAAGGCAGGGAGAAUUGAGAGAUCCGUCGAAGCUCACACCGGGGCAAUCCUAGCUGGGCAAUGGGGCAACGACGGCACGAGUUUAUUAACUGCUGGUGAAGAUGGCAUGAUAAAAAUCUGGUCUCGAAGCGGAAUGCUCAGAAGCACGGUAGUUACAAGCGAAUGCUCAGUAUACGGAGCAUCCUGGUCACCAGAUAGCCAAGCGAUCGCUUACACCCAAGGAAAAUGUAUCGUUGUAAAGCAACUAGCUCCCAAUACAAAACCCCUCAAGUGGAAAGCACACGAUGCUAUUGUAUUAUGCCUAGCUUGGAGCUCCGUGAACGAGCUCAUCGUCUCUGGUGGAGAAGAUUGCAAGUACAGAGUAUGGGAUAGCCAGGGGCGUUUGAUGUUUUCCAGUGGAUUCCACGGGAAUCACAUACAAUCUGUGGCCUGGUCUCCGACUGGUGACCUCUUCGCUGUAGCUACUUACAACACUCUGAGGCUCUGCGAUUACUUAGGGUGGUCAAGGUCUCUGGAUAAACCGAAUACAGGGUGCAUCUACAAACUGGCCUGGUCGGCGGAUGGUACCCAAUUAGCUGGUGCCUGCGCCAAUGGUCAGGUUCUAUUUGCCCACGUUGUAGAAAGGGAAGUCCAAUACGAGAACUUUGUGGCGUUGAUAAAAGAGAAAAAGUUAGUCGUUGUUAAAAAUAUACUCGACGAUACCGAAGAGCAAUUGGAACUUCCCGAAAGGAUAAUUCAAUUGGCGAUGAAAUAUAGCCAUCUGGUUAUUACUACUCCAUCGCAAUGUUACAUUUACAAUACGAAUAAUUGGAACACUCCGGCUAUAUUCGAUUUGAAAGAUGGGUCUGUUAUAUUGUUGUUGCUCGCUGAAAAGCACAUGUUUUUGAUCGAAAAGAACUCCGCUAGUAUAUACAACUACCAAGGAAGGUUAGUAGCAUCUCCUCGAUGGCCCAAUAUGAGAUUAGAUCACGUUCAAGCAUCGACAGUGGCUCUUUCAUCGGACACAUUAGUGGUUAGAGAUGCAGGAGAUCCAAAACUGAUACACAUAAUAGAUUUAUCGAACAACAGAACGUCCAGCGAGCCCACGCAAUUUCAACACAAUACCCCGAUAAUCCAAUUGUCUAUGGAUCAAUGGGGCGAUCCGGCGUCCAGGAAUUUGGCGAUUCUGGAUCGAACCAGAGACCUAUUUUUGAUUAAUAUCAGAUCACCGAAUAAAACAAUUAAUAAAUUAGGAAGAAAAAUCGAUUCGUUCAAAUGGAAUGCCACAGAAAAUAUAAUGGCAGCGGUGCAAGACGCCAAACUAGUCGUUUGGUAUUGUCCCACGGCAUGCUUCAAUCCGAAGCUGCUGAGAAUGAGCUCGUUUCACUUCGAUUCCACCGAAUUGAGCAGCAACCCACAAAUCAACGAUUUCGUGGGGAAUUCGGUGUCGGUGAGGCGCGCCGACGGUUCGCUGCUGAACGUUCCCAUAUCGCCCUUUCCCAGUUUAAUCCAAAGGGCCGUGAUGGAUAACCGAUGGUCGGACGCGAUUAAUUACUGUCGUACCGCGAAUAACGAGACCACGUGGACGUGCCUUGCUGUCUUGGCCACGCAAGCCUCUGCUUUUACUAUGGAUAUUGCUGAAGAGGCCUUUGCGAACGUCAAUCAGUAUGAUAAAGUGUACUUUUUACAGCACAUAAAGAAUUUACCUUCGAAAAUUGAGCAGCGAGCUCAAAUGGCUCUAUUGGGUGGUAAAAAUCUGGAAGCUGAAUCGACGCUUUUACACAACGGUAUGGUGUUCCAGGCUAUAUACAUGAAUAUAAAUUUGUAUGACUGGAACAGAGCCCUAGAUUUGGCCAUUAAACAUAAAACUCAUAUUGAUACAGUGCUUUACUUGAGGGAAAAAUAUCUGGAUGGUCUAGGAAAACAAGAAAACAAUAAUAAGUUUGUUACUCUUAGAGAAUCAGUGACUAUUGAUAAAGAUAAGAUUGAAGAGAAAAUUAAAUUAGAGUUUCAACGAAGAAAACUCAGUUCCUAAUACAUUAUCAUCUUAACACAAAUAAUUUUUGUAAAAUAAAAUUUUCAAACCGAAUGCCUAAAUUAACCAACAAAAUUGAAAACCUUUCGAAUUAAAUUACCAACCUAUCUCUGUUUAUUCAAUAAAAAAAAAACCUUAGUUGAACUACGAACCUAAAAAAAUAAUUAAUUUUCAAGAAACGAGACGAAAUCAGUCAAUUUAGAAAGUUGAUCUUCGCUACUGGUCUGGCCUAAAUGCUGAACGACCUGCCGCACGGGGUGCACCAUUUUGGUAUCCGCAUCAAAUUUCCACCCCUUCUCCAAGCAAGAAGGUACGCAAACCUCAGGAGGCAAACCUGUCAUGGCAGAUACUGUAUCCAGACUUAUCGACGAGUAGGCUUGGGAUAUCAAAUCAACAGCCCUCGAUCGGACAACCUCUGAAAGAACAAAUUAAUUUAUAAAAGAUAAAUUGCACAAGAACUAGGUGAUAUAACUCCACGAUUCAUUCGAUAUUAAGAGGUUUUAUACAGAUAAACGUUACCUUGAACUUGUCUCAUAAUUUCAGAGACCGUUUCAGACCACGUAACAGAAUUUAAAGCUUUGUAUAUAGCAGGAAAGUCUCUCGUCCACAUGCUUUGCCCUACGGCCCAAAUAUUGGCUAGUUCCGGAGUCGAGGCCUUUAUUGUCGGUGGAAUCCUUUUCCACAAAUAUUUGGCGUUACAUC
This is a messenger RNA of Phyllotreta striolata, 3089 nucleotides long. The record is from the annotation of a GenBank genome assembly. Lineage: Eukaryota; Metazoa; Arthropoda; Insecta; Coleoptera; Chrysomelidae.